AUGCGCGGCGAGUUCGAGGGGCACGGCGACUGGGUGACGUCGAUCGCCUGCCCCAUGGACCCCGGUUCGGAUAAGAUCAUCACGGGAUCGAGGGACAAGACGCUGAUGCUCUGGCGGCUAGACACGGAGCCAGACGACCAUUCAGCCCGCCCAAAGGUCGUGGGCUACCCCCUGAAGUCGCUGCAUGGGCAUUCGCACUUCGUGCAGGACGUGACAAUAUCUUCGGACGGCCAGUUCGCGCUGUCCGGCUCAUGGGACGGCACCCUCCGGCUGUGGGACCUCAACGCAGGGACGACGUCCCGCCGUUUCGUGGGGCACACCAAGGACGUGCUCAGCGUUGCCUUCUCCAUCGACAAUCGCCAGAUUGUCUCAGCUGCCCGUGAUAAGACGAUCAAGAUAUGGAACACCCUUGGGGAGUGCAAAUUCACCAUGGGCGAUCAGGACGGGCAUACGGAGUGGGUAUCUUGUGUGAGGUUCUCACCGGACACCACGAACCCCAUGCUGGUGUCCGCUGGAUGGGAUAAGAAGAUCAAGGUGUGGAACCUGACCAACUGCAAACUGAAGACAGACUUGGUUGGCCACACUGGCUACAUCAACACGAUCUCUGUUUCCCCAGACGGCUCACUUUGUGCAUCGGGCGGCAAGGACUGUGUUGCCAUGCUUUGGGAUCUUGCAGAGGGCAAGAGGCUGUACUCUCUGGAUGCUGGCGAUAUCAUUCACUCGCUGUGCUUCUCUCCCAACCACUACUGGUUGUGCGCAGCAACUCAGUCAGCUAUCAGGAUCUGGGAUCUGGAAAGCAAGAGCGUUGUCGCUGAGGAGAGGCCCGACUUCCAAGGGAAGUACACCAAGACGAACCCGCCUUACUGUGUCUCCUUGGCUUGGUCUGCCGAUGGCAACAUGCUGUUCUCCGGGUACACGGACGGGAAAGUGCGUGUGUGGGAGGUCGUCUCCAACCAGGGGAUGUAA
This is a messenger RNA of Ostreobium quekettii, 966 nucleotides long. NCBI's taxonomy places the organism in Eukaryota, Viridiplantae, Chlorophyta, Ulvophyceae, Bryopsidales, Ostreobiaceae. The record is from the annotation of a GenBank genome assembly.